CAUCCUCCAUUAUACAUGAUUCGCAGUGUCCAUCGGAACAAAAGGGGACCUUAUGCAGCAGCACAUGAGAUGAGCAAAGCCACACAACCUAUAGGAGGACCCCCCACUGCCCCUUCCCCUGGACUCCCACAGAGCAAUGGAAGCCUUUGAACCCAGAAGAAAAAAAGAGCUAUGACCGAGAAUUCUUGUUGGGUUUCCAGUUCAUUGUGGCUAGCAUGCAGAAGCCAGAAGGGUUACCACAGAUUACAGAUGUAGUUCUGGAGAAAGCUAACAAGACUCCUCUCCGACCGCUGGACCCCACUCGCCUCACUGGUAUGAACUGUGGGCCAGAUUUCACCCCUUCUUUUGCUAACUUUGGAAGGCCUUCCACAGGCAAUCGCGGGCCUCUUAAGGUCCCAACCACAGAUAAACCAGGAGUCACUGUUAACUUUCGGAAGCUGCUUCUUAACCGCUGCCAGAAAGAGUUUGAGAAGGAUAAAGAUGACGAUGAGGUGUUUGAGAAAAAGCAAAAGGAGAUGGAUGCUGCUGUAUCACCAGAGGAAAAGACUCGCCUAAAUGAUGAAUUGAAUGAGGCCCGGGAUAGUGCACGACGACGAUCUCUGGGGAACAUCAAAUUUAUUGGAGAACUUUUUAAGCUGAAGAUGCUGACUGAAGCCAUAAUGCAUGAUUGUGUUGUAAAACUGCUGAAGAAUCAUGAUGAGGAGUCAUUGGAAUGUUUAUGUAGACUUCUGUCCACUAUUGGAAAGGACUUGGAUUUUGAGAAAGCCAAGCCUCGGAUGGACCAGUAUUUCACCCAGCUUGACAAAAUAAUAAAGGAAAGGAAGACAUCGUCUCGUAUUCGUUUCAUGUUACAGGAUGUCAUUGAUUUGCGAUUGUGUAACUGGGUUCCUCGACGAGGUGAGCAGGGGCCCAAAACAAUAGAUCAGAUCCAUAAGGAAGCAGAAAUGGAGAAACAAAGGGAGCAAGUCAAAGUCCAGCAAAUUAUGUCAAAGCAGGAAAAGAGACGCGAACCAACUGGGCGACCUACUGGCAGCCGUGGAGGCCAGUCCACAGAUGAUGGCUGGAACACUGUGCCUAUAACUAAAGGAAGCCGGCCAAUUGACACCACUAGGAUCAGCAAGAUUACUAAGCUUGGUGCCAUUGAUUCUAACCAACUGCUUGCACCUGGUGGAAGACUGAGUUGGGGAAAAGGAAGCAGUGGUGGAACUGGAGCCAAACCAGCUGAGGCAGCUCCAGAAUCUGGACGUUCAGGCACCAGCACUCUAAACAGAUUCUCUGCACUGCAGCAAUCAUCGGCUGAGAGCCAAGAUUCCCGGCGACCUCUUCAAAGGGGAAGCUCCAGCCGUGAUCGAUCAGAGAAGGAUCGCGGUGACCGAUUUGAAAGGAAUGAGAGAUUUGAUAAGGCAGUUAUCUUUGACAGAAGUGAUCGUUCAGACAGGGCACGUCCUCUUCUCACCAAGAGGAGUUACAGCAAGGAGACUGAGGACCGGAGCAGAGAGAGAGAGGCUCAUAUACCUCAAGAGGCUGUUAGGAAGGUAGCCAGUAUGACAGAACAGAGGGACCGCAGUAAAGAAACGGUGAAGCGAGAUCUCCCCCCUCCUGCAGCAGUAACAGCCAUCACAAAACCAUCUCUGUCUGAGGAGGAGUUGGAAAAGAAAUCAAAAGCCAUCAUAGAAGAAUAUCUGCACAUCAAUGAUAUGAAGGAAGCAUUGCAGUGUGUACAGGAACUUAAUUGCCCCACACUACUCUUCAUCUUUGUACGGAAUGGUAUAGAGUCAACCCUUGAAAGAAGCACUAUUGCUCGAGAGCGUAUGGGUCAACUUUUAUACGAGCUGGUGAAGGCAGAGAGACUGUCCAAGGAACAGUACUACAAGGGUGUGUUAGAAGUUGUUGAAGUUGGAGAAGACAUGGAAAUUGACAUACCACACAUCUGGCUUUAUCUGGCUGAGCUCAUCACCCCUGUGCUGCCGGAGGGAGGAAUUCCUAUGGGAGAGCUUUUCAGAGAGCUAACCAAACCUUUAGUGCCUAGUGGAAAAGCUGGCAUUCUUCUUGCAGAGAUUCUGGGGUUGCUUUGCAAAGGAAUGAGUCACAAGAAAGCUGGUUCUUUAUGGCAAGAAUCUGGACUGAGCUGGAAGGAGUUCAUGGCUGAAGAAGAGGAUGUGAAAAGUUUCAUCGCUGAUAAGAAACUUGAGUAUACACUGGGGGAUGGCACUGAAACACCCAGUAAGAAGGAUAUUUCCUCAGCAGAACUAAACUCAACGUUGGCCAAACUUCUAAAAGAAAACAGUUCUAACCAGAAGAUAUUUGACUGGAUUGAGGCCAACCUAAAUGAUCAGCAAAUUUCAUCCAAUACAUUUGUUCGAGCUCUCAUGGGUGCAGUGUGCCACUCUGCCAUUGUCUUUGAAAACCCAAACAAAGUGGAUGUUACUGUAAUACGCACACGAGCAAAACUCCUCCAGAAAUACCUGAGCGAUGAAAACAAGGAGCUUCAGGCUCUAUAUGCACUACAGGCGCUGGUUGUGAAGCUGGAUCAGCCCCCAAAUCUCCUUCGAAUGUUUUUUGAUGCACUAUACGAUGAAGAUGUGAUAAAGGAGGAACCUUUCUACAGGUGGGAGUCCAGCAAAGACCCAGCUGAACAGCAAGGGAAAGGUGUUGCUUUGAAAUCUGUCACAGCCUUCUUUACUUGGCUACGGGAAGCAGAAGAUGAGUCUGAUAACUGAACUCAGACCAGACUUUUCUCUCAACCGCCUGCUUUAGGGGCUUUCUUCUGAGCUUCCAGCUUUUUUUUUUUUUUUUUUUUUUUUUCUUUGCUUUUUUUUUUUUUUUAUUCGCCUGAAUUUAACAGAAAAUCUAUAUAUAUAUAUAAAAAAAAAAAAAAAAUAUUCACACAACUGGUUCUGAGUGUACAAGAGAAAACAGUGACUCAUUGGCAUGAAGAUAAGCCAGGCAGAGGAUGAGAAAGGAGCCUGGCAGAUGGGCAGGAUGUGAGCUUGGAACACAAUUAUGAGUGCAAAAUUCUACUUUUUUUUUUUUUUUUUUCUCCUAUUUUUAUUUUUAGGAAACCAGAACUGGGGUUUCACUUAAGAGUACUUGAGGUAUUUUGGGACUGCUAAAUGAGGGUGGAGAGCCUUGUUGACUCCCUUCUCCCCACAACCCUCUUUGCCCUAAAUAAGUGGGGAGGGGGAGCACAGGCCAAAUUCUCUUGCAGAUGCAAUUUUUAAAGAGCAGACUGGAGACUUUGCUCUUCAAUGGGAUGGAGUGACUAAGCUUCCCAUAUGCUCUGUCUGAAAUAUAGAUAUAAAUAUAUAUAUAAAUAUAUAUAAUUAUUACAUUUUUUUUUUUUUUUUUCCCCAAAGUUUGCAUAAUGCCAGCUUUGAAUUUUGUGUUACCGAUCUCCAGUUCAUGGAGUUCUGGACACAGGCAGAAAUACAUUGCAGGUUUGUUUUUUUUUGUUUUUUGUUUUUUUAUAUAUUUUAUUUUAAAAAAAAAACACCAAUUAGACAUCCGAUGAACUCCUAAUUGAUAUGUAAUUAUUAAAAAAAAAAAAGAAUGGUGGCUGCUUCUAUUAACUGCUGAGAUGUUCAGAUCACACCACCAUGUGUUGGAGCAUUUCUCAAAAUGGGCAAAUUCUGUAUUUAUAGAGAAAGCAAAACCUUAUGGUUAUUUCUCUCCCAAAAGUUUCUGGAGGUUAUUGUAAUUAUUCAACAAACUAAGGAUUGAGAGAAAUUUGUAAAUACUUUGCUUUCUUUAUUAAGUAUUUAAUGAUUCUGACAUACAAAUUUCCCCAAAACUUCUUUUCACAGAAACUGGAAAUAAAGAACAUUACAUAACA
This is a messenger RNA of Bombina bombina (fire-bellied toad), 3832 nucleotides long. RefSeq names its product eukaryotic translation initiation factor 4 gamma 1 (gene EIF4G1). Gene Ontology annotation, molecular function: translation initiation factor activity; protein binding; mRNA binding. Gene Ontology annotation, cellular component: eukaryotic translation initiation factor 4F complex. The record is from RefSeq and is a predicted model, not a curated record. Lineage: Eukaryota; Metazoa; Chordata; Amphibia; Anura; Bombinatoridae.